GUUCCAUGAACAUGCCUUCAAAUAGUCAUGGUCCAUGGGAGGUUAUAAUCAUUCAGUGCCAUCCUCUCAAAGCAUGCCUGGACAGAAUCAGAUGACAAUGAGCCAAGGACAGCCUAUGGCAAACUAUGGUCCUAGACCAAUAUAACCAUGCAACCAAAUCAAGGCCCAAUGAUGCACCAGCAGCCGCCUUCUCAACAGUAUAACAUGCCCCAGGGAGGUGGGCAACAUUAUCAGGGACAGCAGCCACCAAUGGCAAUGAUGGGUCAAGUUAACCAAGGAAACCAUAUGAUAGGACAGAGGCAGAUUCCUCCAUACAGACCACCACAGCAAGGCCCACCACAGCAGUACUCAGGCCAGGAAGACUAUUAUGGGGACCAAUACAGUCAUGGUGGACAAGGUCCUCCAGAAGGCAUGAACCAGCAAUAUUACCCUGAUGGUCAUAGUGAUUACGGUUAUCAGCAACCGUCGUAUCCUGAACAAGGCUACGAUAGGCCUUAUGAGGAUUCCUCCCAACAUUACUACGAAGGAGGAAACGCGCAAUAUGCUCAGCAGCAAGAAGCCUACCAAGCACCGCCUCAGCAGCAAGGCUAUCAACAGCAGCAGUAUCCAGGUCAGCAAGGUUACCCUGGGCAGCAGCAAGGUUAUGGUGAGUAAAUAUAUAGUCAGGGGUAUACAACCUAUGGCCCUAUAUAGUUGAGCUUCAACUCCCAUGAGCCUUGGCCAUCAUGGCCAAUGGUCAGAGAGGAUGGGAGGUGAAAUCCAGCCAUUUUUGGAAGGCUACGGUUUCCCCAUUACUGGGCUUUCUGCUUUUAGUUUACUCCUUUAUCCUUUUGUAGCUGUCUGUGGAACCAAAAUGUCAAUUUACCAGCAGCAAUAGAGCAUUUAUGCACCAACAGUCACAGAAGGUUCAAAUCCACAGGCAGUUUAUAAAGCAGGAUUAUACACACACUCCCCAUGUGGCUAUGGGGAGAGCAUGGAGAGUUUUCACUUCUGUUAUUAAACUAACCAGUAAACCAUAUGCCUUGAAAAAUUUGUUUUCAGAUAACACUUCUCCACUCUGUUAAAAGUAACAUUUGAAAGCAGCAGUUUCAAAAUCGUUUUUGACAUCCUUUGGCUCAGUUCCCUUCCUACACAGUAAUUGGGAAGGCCGUAGGUAGAAUAUGCCUAAUACACACAUUUGAAUUGCCAUUAUUUGUAAGUUAGUCUUGUUUAUUUCUGUAUAACUUCCAAGUCAAAUAAACUCAAGAUCACAGCCUUCACGGUGUUAAUUUAAAACAAUAUUUUUGGUCUCCUAUAAGUUCUGAAAUUGAAACAGACUGUGAUAAGAGUGCAUUUGUGUGUUUUAUCUUUUGCUUUUAUUCAAACUGAGCAACUCUCAAAAUCAGUGUUGCUGAUGUGCUAGUUUUUCUAAUUUCAGCAUCUCUUAAUAUUUUCUAAAGCUUUAAUAUGUUUCGUACAUAAAUAGAAAGAUCAGUGCCUAACCUUGCUCUGAACCAUUUUGCAAUAUGAAGUAAACAUAAUAUAGAUAUUUUCAUCCUCAUUGAAUAACUGCCUAAGAUGCAGACUGCAAUCUGUGCACGCAAACUGAAGGUCACUGAAGUGAAGCUUCUGUGAACAAAUUUCUGCCUGGUUAAGGAAUUCAUUGGGUUGUAUCCAAUGCAAUAUUCGUACAAGGAUGCUUAUAUAGAGGGAAUUCUGAAACCCCCCCCCCCCU
Molecule: messenger RNA, 1714 nt
Organism: Podarcis muralis (Common wall lizard)
Lineage: Eukaryota; Metazoa; Chordata; Lepidosauria; Squamata; Lacertidae
Source: RefSeq, a predicted model, not a curated record